AUGAUCUUCGCUCCCAAACGAGAUACAGAUUCGAUGGCUCCCGAUGCCGGAGACAAGACGAUCGCCUCACAGGACAGUUCAAAAGUCCACAAAAGGGCUUCUCAUGCUUGUCUAGUCUGUCGAGCUCGUAAAGUGAGGUGCGAUGUCACCGUCCGUGGUCCUCCGUGCAUGAACUGUCGUCUCGACGGCGACGAAUGAGAAGUAAUGUGGUCGAGACGAACAAAGCAACAGUGAAGUUAUACACCGCGAUGGGAAAUGAUCCACCAGAAAGACCACUAAUCACGUUGAUAUCUAAGUUGGCGGGCAAAGGGCCUCGAUCCUUGGAAAGGGGCCUUCGGUAUUUCCAAACCACGCCAUCCCGGCAAAGUGCCUUCGCAGGGUCUUGGGGGCGGACCUGAAGUUGAAAGUCCAAGACUCGAC
Colletotrichum phormii is the source of this 420-nucleotide messenger RNA. RefSeq lists its product as uncharacterized. The record is from RefSeq and is a predicted model, not a curated record. The transcript is spliced from 2 exons. NCBI's taxonomy places the organism in Eukaryota, Fungi, Ascomycota, Sordariomycetes, Glomerellales, Glomerellaceae. Gene Ontology annotation, biological process: regulation of DNA-templated transcription. Gene Ontology annotation, molecular function: zinc ion binding; DNA-binding transcription factor activity, RNA polymerase II-specific. The coding region runs from base 1 to 198 and encodes 65 amino acids.